GCUGAGCCACUGCGCUGCUUCCCGGAGGUCCCAUCCCCGCCGGCCGUGUGCUCGCCGCCCCCGCUCGGCCCUCGUCUCCAGUGGAUGAACCUGUGUCCCCGCGCGUCCCCGCCAUGGCCUUCCGCGCCGCGCCGCUAGCCCCCCGGAGCCCGAGGCGUCCCGGACUGCAGAUGCCCGCGCGCAGCGUAUAGCAGUGACCGGCCCGGUGUCUGCCGCAGUUUACAGUAUUUAAUUUUAUAUAAUAUAUAUUAUUUAUUAGAGCGUCUGUGAUACCUCAUACUCAUUCUGUUUACACGCCUGAAAGCCGCGCAGUAGUUCUUGUUAAGGCCGCUGCUCUGGGGAUGGCGUCCACCGCGGCCACGCUGAUGGCCAGCACCAUGGCCACGCUGAUGGCCAGCACCGUGGCCACGGCCACCGGCCCGCUAGUGGAGUACCUGUGGAUGCUGAUCCUGGGCUUCGUCAUCGCCUUCGUGCUGGCCUUCUCCGUGGGCGCCAAUGACGUAGCGAAUUCGUUCGGCACGGCUGUGGGCUCCGGAGUGGUGACCCUGAAGCAGGCCUGCAUCCUAGCUAGCAUCUUUGAGACGGUGGGCUCCGUCCUGCUGGGGGCCAAAGUGAGUGAGACCAUCAGGAAGGGCCUGAUCGACGUGGAGAUGUACAACUCGACCCAGCAUCUGCUGAUGGCCGGCUCGGUCAGUGCCAUGUUUGGUUCCGCUGUGUGGCAACUAGUGGCUUCGUUUUUGAAGCUUCCCAUUUCUGGAACCCAUUGUAUUGUUGGUGCGACCAUUGGUUUCUCCCUUGUGGCACAAGGGCAGGAAGGUGUCAAGUGGUCUGAACUGGUAAAAGUUGUGAUGUCUUGGUUUGUUUCUCCGCUGCUUUCUGGUAUCAUGUCUGGAAUUUUAUUCUUCCUUGUUCGGACAUUCAUCCUCCGUAAGGCAGAUCCAGUUCCUAAUGGUUUGCGAGCUUUGCCAGUUUUCUAUGCUUGCACGAUUGGAAUAAACCUGUUUUCCAUCAUGUAUACUGGAGCACCUUUGCUGGGCUUUGACAAACUUCCUCUGUGGGGCACCAUCCUCAUCUCGGUGGGUUGUGCAGUUCUCUGUGCCCUUAUCGUCUGGUUCUUUGUAUGUCCCAGGAUGAAGAGGAAAAUUGACCGAGAAAUAAAGUCUAGUCCUUCGGAAAGCCCCUUAAUGGAAAAAAAGAAUAGCUUGAAAGAAGACCAUGAAGAAGCAAAGUUGUCUCUCGGUGACAUUGAAAUCAGGGGUCCCAUUUCUGAGGUGGGGCCUGCCACCGCGCCCCUGAGGGCUGUGGUGGAAGAGAGGACUGUCUCCUUCAAGCUGGGAGACCUGGAGGAAGCACCUGAGCGAGAGCGCCUUCCCAGUGUGGACUUGAAAGAGGAAACCAGCCUGGAUGGUGCCAUGAACGGUGCAGUGCAGCUGCCUAACGGGAACCUUGUUCAGUUCAGCCAGGCCGUCAGUAACCAGAUCAACUCCAGUGGCCACUACCAGUAUCACACCGUGCACAAAGACUCCGGCUUGUACAAAGAGCUGCUGCACAAGCUGCAUCUUGCCAAGGUGGGCGACUGCAUGGGCGACUCUGGUGACAAACCCCUUAGGCGCAACAAUAGCUACACUUCCUAUACCAUGGCAAUCUGUGGCAUGCCUCUGGAUUCAUUCCGUGCCAAAGAAGGUGAGCAGAAAGGUGAGGAGAUGGAGAAGCUGACGUGGCCGAAUGCGGACAGCAAGAAGCGAAUUCGAAUGGACAGUUACACCAGCUACUGCAAUGCUGUGUCUGACAUUCACUCGGCCUCCGAGAUGGACAUGAGCGUCAAGGCAGAGAUGGGUCUGGGUGACAGAAAAGGAAGUAGUAGCUCUCUAGAAGAAUGGAAUGACCAGGAUAAGCCAGAAGUGUCUCUCCUCUUCCAGUUCCUGCAGAUCCUCACGGCCUGCUUUGGCUCAUUUGCCCAUGGUGGCAACGAUGUCAGCAACGCCAUUGGCCCUCUGGUUGCCCUGUAUCUGGUUUAUGAAACAGGAGAUGUGUCUUCAAAAGUAGCAACCCCAUUAUGGCUUCUGCUGUACGGUGGUGUUGGGAUCUGUAUUGGUCUGUGGGUCUGGGGAAGGAGAGUCAUCCAGACCAUGGGCAAAGAUCUGACGCCCAUCACACCCUCCAGUGGCUUCAGUAUUGAACUGGCAUCUGCCCUCACUGUGGUAAUUGCAUCCAACAUUGGCCUUCCCAUCAGUACAACGCAUUGUAAAGUGGGCUCUGUUGUGUCCGUUGGCUGGCUCCGAUCUAAAAAGGCUGUUGACUGGCGACUUUUUCGCAACAUUUUCAUGGCCUGGUUUGUCACAGUCCCCAUUUCUGGCGUAAUCAGCGCAGCUAUCAUGGCGUUCUUCAAAUAUGUCAUCCUCUGAGCAGGAAGCUAUUUGAGAUGAGAAUCAUGCCAGUAUUUGGGCCACCGUAGCAUCCCUGCUCCUCUGAAUGAUUACAGUGUUACAGAAGACCCAGGACAAUCUUAAAGUUUGGGAGCUGUGGGAGGAAGUAUUACUUGUGCUACAAUUGCUUUUGUGCUAAAUAUGACUUGUCUCAAAAUUAGCUAUUUAAAUAGCCAGGUUUCCACUGGUUCCUAUUGGCUGUGACUUCAUGUACAUAUUUAUCUACUUUUUGUACCCGGCUUCAAUUCCAUUAUGUUUUAAUGUCUCUGAAGAUAACUUGUGAUUUUUUUUUUUUUUUUUAAACACCAUUCAGAGCCAUUUGACAGAGUGUGCUCUGCUUGGUGAUAUCACCAGCUUCUGCCUGAACACGCACAGGGACUUAACAAAAACGUAUCUGAAGCUUCCCUUAUAGUCUCUUAGACAAAUAGUCAUUUGCACUCUGCCCUCCUGUUGGCACUGGCAGGUUCUGCUGGCAUUUGUGGGGACUUGUGAAGGGAAGAGGUUCUUGGGCACAGUGAGAGUUUAAAUUAGUAACUUCUCUGCAAGCAAUUGGCUGACUUACUGCUCUGAAGAAGUAGGAAGAAAUGCCUCUCUCUGGCAGUCGUUUCAUUAAGAUUUCUGACAGUGUGGGAUGGAUGAAUGAAGUGGAGUGUGAGCUAUGGGCAAGUUAGAUGGGACAGCCUUCCAUGUUCAUCUGUCUACCUCUUAACUGAAUAAAAAAGCCUACAGUUUUUAGAAAA
This is a messenger RNA of Miniopterus natalensis, 3166 nucleotides long. It is a transcript of the gene SLC20A1, whose product is annotated as solute carrier family 20 member 1. The record is from RefSeq and is a predicted model, not a curated record. Gene Ontology annotation, biological process: phosphate ion transmembrane transport. Lineage: Eukaryota; Metazoa; Chordata; Mammalia; Chiroptera; Miniopteridae. Gene Ontology annotation, cellular component: membrane. Gene Ontology annotation, molecular function: phosphate transmembrane transporter activity.